AUGAGAAUAAAUAGAUCUGGUUGGCGUGUAUUGAAAAUAACCCUUACUUUGGGCUUAUCUCUUGGCCUUUUGUAUCUUAUUGGCCAGAGUUCAAUUGUUCUCAGCAAAGUUGGCAUUAGUACAGAUUCAUUGGAUGACGGAAACACAUUUGGAAUCUUAUCGAAGAAGUAUUUAUCUACCAUGGUGUCUAAAGAGGAAGUGAACUCUCCUGAGGUGGCGAAAAAAGUUUUGCUAUUACGAAAGAUUGAAGGACUCAUGGUGUCUCCAAAUGUGGAUUUUGUCAUCAGCAAAGAUCCGAUGGAAUUACUAUCCAAAAAAUAUCCAGACCCAGAAAAAUUUAAAUCUAUGGAAAGGCGUGACAAAGCAAAAGUUUACACAGAAGAAAUUUUACCUGAAAGCAAAUAUUACUUUAAGCCAUUGUCAGGUGAAAUAGCAGCCAUUGAAAAUGAGGGAGAAAAGUCACAGGAGGAACUUGUCAAGAACUUGGAUGAACUCAAAAAAGUAUUCACGUUGGAAGAACGCAAGAAAUUAGUACUAGAUGAUGAGUCACUUGCAAAGUACCUGAAAGAAAAAAAAGCAAGUGCGAUAGCUUAUAGCAGUACAUAUACCAAUAGAGUUAAGACCAUGAUGUCUCAACUUAGACUUUUUUCCUCGAUAUUUUUGAAAGGCCAGUUAAAUGAAGAUGACGAACAAAUGAAAGAUGCAUGCUUUACUGCUGAGCAAAGCCUCUUUCCAUGGUUGUCUGGAAAGUUUCCCAUUUUCACCAAAUUGAAUCCGGAGAGGAAAUAUAAAGAGUACCAGGUUUACCCAUUGGGACAUGAUCCAGAAUACAUUAAAAAGAAAAUGAACAGUAAGGAUGAAGAAAUUAGAAUGAUGGAAAAUGAAGAUGAAGAAAUUGAUGAUUUAGAUGACGAAGAAGAGAAAACAAUCAACGAAAGUAGGAACACGAGAGAUUGUGGCUGCUUCAUUAAGACUUUUCAGGCGCGCUUACACGGGAGAGGCAUUGUUCUUACUGCUAGUGAUGAAUAUGUUCCUGAAUUACUAGGCUUGCUUGCAGUUCUGAGAGCUGAGGAGCCGGAUUCCAUUCCCAUUCAAAUAUUCUAUACCCAGGGUACACUUUCAGACGAGUCUAAGAGGAAAAUAAUAAAAAGAGCCACAGAAGAUGAAAACGGUAUAGCAAGUAGACCUAUUGCCCCAUGGUCUCUAAACAAGCAACCUAGAAAAUUAAACAUUACUUUCGUUGACGUUACGGGUGCUAUUAAAUCAGAGUAUUUACAGCUUUUUAAUGGUUGGGGAAAUAAAUUGUUGGCUUAUUUAUACAACUCAUUUGAAGAAACAAUAAUGAUGGAUACGGACACUGUUCCAUUGGGACCAUUAUCAAAUUUCUUUGGUUCUCAAGAAUAUAGACAAAGCUCCACCGUAUUUUUCCGUGAUAGAGAAAUGCUUUACAAAUUAGCUCCCCAGGUUGUUUCCAUGUUCAAAGAAUGUCAGGUUGGAACUCUGGAGCAGGGUUAUUUAAACAUAAGACCUAAUCAAGGUGACCCGUUGAGAUCCAGACUUUUCGACAACUCUCUCAAAGACAUGAUGGAGUCCGGAUUGGUUGUUAUUAAUAGAAAAGACCACUUUGAUGCUGUUAUUGCGUCAUUUAUAAUGCAAAUGACGGAGCCAAUCAAGAAUGUUUUCCACGGUGAUAAAGAAUUCUUUUGGGUGGCCGAGGAACUUAUGGGCAAUAGAUAUAGAUUUAACAAAAAUCCUGCUGGUUCAGCCGGUGUUUUGUCAAAACUUAGUGUCGAGCAUCCAUGGCAUAGAGUUUGCUCUACACAUCCAGCACACUUCAGUGAUGAUACAAAAACAUUAUUAUGGUUGAAUUCAGGAUUUUUGUACUGCAAACACUCAGAGUCAAGUAAAGAUGAUGUUGGUGCAGUCGGAAAUGAAGGUCUUGAUCUCGAUAGCAUUAAAAAACUCUAUGAUUCACCAUCAGAGAUACAGGUUGGGUUAAUACCACCACCACCAAUCCAAGGCAUUGAACCAGAUAAAGGGUAUCCUUCGAAAUUCUGGGAGCAAUCACAUCGUUGCAAUGGAUACGUUCGCUGUGCAAAUGACGCUGUUGGGGGUCCAAAAUAUGCAAAUGAUCAAAGUAUUCCAAAGGGUAAAUUCAUUAAAUUUUCUAGCAAGGACAUUGAAAAGUUUGACUACUUAUCGAAACUUUGGGUUAGAUACUCUCAGAAUAGAGAUGAUAUGUAA
Brettanomyces bruxellensis is the source of this 2244-nucleotide messenger RNA. RefSeq lists its product as uncharacterized. The record is from RefSeq and is a predicted model, not a curated record. NCBI's taxonomy places the organism in Eukaryota, Fungi, Ascomycota, Pichiomycetes, Pichiales, Pichiaceae. Bases 1 to 2244 code for a protein of 747 amino acids. Gene Ontology annotation, cellular component: Golgi apparatus. The transcript has a single exon. Gene Ontology annotation, molecular function: alpha-1,3-mannosyltransferase activity. Gene Ontology annotation, biological process: protein O-linked glycosylation.